Molecule: messenger RNA, 873 nt
Organism: Eremothecium cymbalariae DBVPG#7215
Lineage: Eukaryota; Fungi; Ascomycota; Saccharomycetes; Saccharomycetales; Saccharomycetaceae
Gene: RRP7
Product: Rrp7p
Exons: 1
Coding region: 1-873 (290 amino acids)
Biological process (GO): rRNA processing; ribosomal small subunit assembly
Cellular component (GO): UTP-C complex; CURI complex
Source: RefSeq, a predicted model, not a curated record
AUGGGGCAUAUUGAGAUGAUGAAAAGCGGUUUCUUUGUGAUUCCAUUUAAAUUACCAAAAUACGAUGUUCUCAAAAGCGACAAACCUCCAAUGCAUUAUAUGUUUGUCAAAAAACAUCAGAAUAAAAUCCAACAGGAAGCCAAUUGUUUGUUCAUAGUGAAUUUGCCUCUUUUGAGUAAUUUGAAUUCUAUUAAAUCCAGUUUUAAUAAUAUAUGUGAGAAAUUCAACACUGUUGCCCAUAUUACGGAGCUACUUUAUCAUGAUGAGUUUGGUUUACAAGACGUUGAUCUAUCGGUGCUCACGUCUGAUUUGCUGGAUACCAAUGAUUUAAAAGAUAAGCGUUAUACUCCAAAUAAUACUGUACUAUUAAAGUUUCUUGACGAAGCUUCUCUAGAUAACUGCUGGAAUGCGCUUAGGAAGUACUCGCAUAUGCCUAAGGAGUUAGUACAAUGGGAAUACAGCAUUCCAUCAGUCUCCUCAUUUACCAACUUUUAUAAGCAUAUCGAGAUAAAUUGGCUAAAGGAGAAUAUCCAUAAGCAUAUGAAACUAUUCGAGGAAAGGGAGCAACAAGCUCAAGAACAGGUACAGUCUACCAUUGUCGACGAUGAUGGGUUUACUCUUGUUGUCGGUAAAAAUACAAAGUCAUUGAAUUCUAUUAGAAGAAAAAUACUGAAUCGAAACCCGCUGCUAAAACAUAGCCAAAAGGUUAUAGCUCCAAGUAUAGUAGAUAAAAAGGCCAAGAAGGAUUUCUAUAGGUUCCAAGUUCGUGAAAGGAAGAAACAAGAAAUUAAUGAAUUAUUGAAAAAGUUUAAGGAAGAUCAGGAAAGAAUCAAGAUAAUGAAGUCCCAAAGAAAAUUCAAUCCUUACGCUUAA